AUAUAAGUUAGUAAUUGCGCGUUAAUUUUAUGAACAAAACCUUUGACUAUAAGUAUCUCAUACAUUACAUUUAGGUGUUUUCACUUUUAGCUAGUUAUCUAGCUAUUUGUAACCGUUAUAGUGGGAGCAUCGCACGGUCGCACUGAGUCACAUAGUCCUCAAGCGAGCACGGUCACACCUAAACGACGUAGCUGGAGAAGAUCAUCAAUUGCAGCGCAGGAGAGGAGUGGCAGUUGGUGACGAAGAGAUCGAUCUCAUCCAAUUCUGAGCAGGAGCGGUCGGAACCAUGACGAUGGACGCCACCGCCCUGCCGUCGGAGCUGCUCGUGACCCCGCAGCCGCUGGUUGGCUUCUGUGGGCUGGACACCGCCCGGGUGUCGGUGCACAAGGCCGUUUGGGAGGCGUUCAGCGGGAGCUUGCAGCGCAAGGCCGCCGACCGGGCCGCCGUGCAGUAUAAGCUGCUGCCCCCAAACUAUGAGUUCCCGGUGGCCAAACCCAAGCGAGCAUCCUACGAGUGGUACCACCCGAAGGGCAUACUCAAGCGGAACUGGAUGCUGAAGCACCUGCACGUCCUGCCGUCGGUGGUGGUGCUGUUCCAAGAUAUGGAGUGGAAUGACCUUCAGUGGACGGAAAAGCAGGUGCAGUGUGCGGCAAUCGUGCAGGCCCUCAAGAACGCCCUGCAAGAAAGAAAUACCCGGCUGUGUCUAGUGCUGCUGCAAAGGGCAGCGCCGCUCCCACCUGGCGAAGAUCUCCUGGCCGCAGAGCGAGCGGCCAGUCUGACAAACGCUUGUGGAAUAACCAGCAAGAUGCUGUUCAUUCUCCCGCAUACAGAGCAUCUCACAGGCUACGCCCUGCGAUUGGAGUCGGCCUUCCUCGAUAUGGCACAAUCCUAUUACGCCCUCAUGUCCAAGCGGAUUCGGAACCAUCGAGAUCAGCUGACGGCGGCUCACACAUCGUUGAAGAUCCGACACCAGUUCAAAUUGGGGUUCGUGGCGGAGAUGCGGCAGGACUUCAGCACUGGACAAAAGUAUGUCCUUUACGCAUUUUCUUGUCUAUUUAACUAUUCUGCAUUUGUUCGCAGGCACUAUUUCCAAGCCUAUGCAAAUCUGGACGAGAUACGCAUCAAUGACGGUAAUUGCCUGGAGAUUAAGACUCUGGCAGGAUUUUUGAACUAUAAGAUCUGUCGGCUUAUGUUUAAGCUGAAGACUCCCAGGGAUGCCAUUAACCAGUUCAUCAUCCAUGUGGAUAAAUACAAGUCUCGAGUGGGUUUCAAAGAUCUGGCUUUUGAGCAUCAUGCCUGGUUAAGCACGCAACAUUCCGUAUUCGCUGAGCUCUUUUGCGAGGCCAUCAAGAACGGACUGCCCGCCCUACAGACUCAACAUCCUGGAAUCUAUUACCAUAAAGCAGCUGAAUUCGUGAUGAAGCGACGGGAUGCAGCUCUGGAGGCGUAUGCUGCGAUGCAAGCCUCUUCAGAAGCUACACCUACACCGAUUCAGAAUCCGUUGUCACUGUACACAGAGUUUUUCGGAAUCCGUGCGGUAAAGACGGGCGAUCUGGUGGCCGAGCAACAAGCCAAUAUGCAGUUAUGUGAUCAGGAGCGCAGCUAUAACCAUUCAGCGGGAAUCAUAGCCCUGCUCAGCCAGGCCAUGGCCCAGUUCAAAAUUUACAAGUGCCUCAGGUUUCGAAAGAAACUAGCUAUCGAUAUGGCAGAGGAGUACCUCAAGAGCGGGGAUCAUGCCAAGGCUUUGACUUUGUAUUCCCUAAUGCUGCCCGAUUAUCGUCAAGAGAAAUGGGCUACGAUAUUCACUGAUGUUUUGCUUAAAACACUCCGUUGUGCGCUGCUCUCGGGAUCUGUAGCCGACUACAUUGCCUGCAGCCUUGAAGCAUUGUCUCUGCGCCAUCAAUCCGAGCAGUCGGAGCGAAUUCUGAUACUGGAGAACCUUUGGCAGGUGUUUCAAGGCGUGCCACCCAUGCCGAAAACUCAGUUGACACCCGAGGCGCAGACGUUGUGGACUAGUGCGCUGUCCAAUGUGAAAUCGCCCAUACAAAUUGAUUUAGAUAAGGUCAACGAUGUGGUGGAAAUGUGUGCCACAUUCGAGCGGGUUCAGUUGAACAACGACGAUUUGCUGCAGUUGCAACUGAUAGUGCGUGUGCUCACGGAUGUUCCUUUGAGGAUACGCAGCUUCCAUGUCAUUCUGGCCGAUGCGGGAAAUCCCCAGAACAGCUACAAACUGGAGGCACUCAAGUAUUUUUGCUUUCCCACCCUCACACAGCUACGUGGCCAAAAGCAGCCGGAUGAUGAGCAACUGGAGAAUCAGCCACAAGAGCCCAAAAACUUUGAAAAGAAUAUGAGAUUGGAGCCCGGCUCCUACUACCAGCUUUUCUGCAGCACCGAAGCGCAGCAGUUCCACGAGAACACUCAACUGCGCAUUGUCCGACUGGAGGCCCACAUGGGCACUGACCAGGUAGCCGCCCUUCUCACGUGCAGCUCCAACUACUCACGGCAUCUGUUCCGACAUCACACGCGCAGCCGCGAUCUCGAUGACAACGUGACGAUCAAUCCCGUUUGCUACAUUGCGCCCACCUUUCAUCUGGACACGCAAACGAACCUUGGCCAUGGACAUGAUAACGGUUUGACUGAUGGCAAGGAAGUGGUGGCUACAAAAAUGCUGGUCAACGAAUACUUUCCUGUUGUGACCACUGUCAGCAAUCCAUACAAUGUUUAUCUGCAGAAUGUGGGCGUGCACAUUAGUAUUCCCGUGGGUCUGCGAAAUAGUGUAUUCCUCACCACGGACAUCUCACCGGGACGCCAAAAACUGCACUCUCAGAUCCAAAUAGACGUGGGUGAGCUGUCGGCCCACGGGAGCAACACGGCCACCUUCUACAUCUUCAGCCUGACGGAGGCGGAAAUAAAGCUGGCACAGAGGUUAAGCUACACUUUGGAUGUGGAUCGCGGUCCAGGUGGAGGUAGCAGCAAUGCCCGGGUGAGCACAGCUCCGAACAGCUCAGAGUCUACGCCCGAUCACGAGGUGAAGAGUGUAAUCCCGAGCGUAGCUGCCAUUUCCCCGGUGCAGAUCGAGUAUCUGGACGAGACGCGGUUGAGAAAGUCACGAGAGGAUACGCUCACUGUGCGAUGCUAUGGCGACUUCAAGUUCACCGCACGCUUCUACACGAUGGACAGGAAGCCUUUGAACCAGGUGUAUCGUGGCGAGAACUUUUUGCUCAGGGCCAACACGGAAGUGGUGGCCGUGGACGAUGUGGAGAUACUAGACAGCUUCUUUAUAUGUGAUCACAACCUAGUGCAAUCAAACUACAGCUUUAAGCAAAAGAAAUACACCAACAAGUACAGCGCCGGAGAGCAACUGGAAAGCGUGAUAGUCCUCCGAACGAAUGCCACUCUGCGGGACUGGACGACUGCCCGAGAUCUGGAUCACCGCGGCAAGUUGGAGGGCAAGGCGGUGACUAGUAAGUUUAUCAGGACCGUACCUAAACCCUCCUCAGAGGAGCCUCUCGCUCCCACACCGCCAGCCGGAAUUAGUGCCUACAUGAGCAAGAGUCUGGUGACCAAGAUACCCACUACCAUGACCAUUAUAAACAGCAACUCGGCUGUGUCCAAUGCCCUGCAGGUGGCCAAUGCGGGAGUGAUGAGCAACUCGAUGCAGUCGGAUGAUGUGAAUGUGGCUGAGGAAGCAAUAAAUACCCAAGAGGGAAUCAAAACCACACGACUCAUAUACAACAAGGCUUUGGAAGCCGUCCAGGGCACGGGACACUGCCGCGGCUUCAUCAAGGGAAUCUACACGUUGGAGGGCAAUCCUUCUGCUGUGCCCAUUUUCGGGGUCUUCUGCAUUCGCUGGCGACGAGCCAAUUGCAAGGAGGAGAACGAGUCCAAGUUUGUGAUCCGUGGCUUAGACAUUGUAGAGCCGCCGCUGAACAUCUACUGCACCAUCGAGGAGAAGAUGUUUGUGAAAAUGCCCAUGGCCUUUAAGGUGGUGCUGAAGAACCCCACGACGCAUGUGCUCCACCUGAUAGCCAACCUAAGUAUCAGCAAAACGGAUAACUUUAUAUGCUCGGGUCACAAGCAGCUGGACAUAUCCAUAAUGGCCUACGAGGAAAAGGAGCUGGUCUACAACCUGUAUCCGCUGCAAGUGGGCUGGCAAGAAUUGCCAGUGCUGAGUCUGGAGUACAAUACCAAGGCCGAUCCGCAGAAGAAAGACAGCCAGAAUGCCUUGCUCGACGAAUUGGUGCAGCGUGCACUGCCCAAACGAGUCUUUGUGCUGCCACCUCUGAAGCAACAGAACAAGUAGGGAUGAUACUGAUAUAAUGCCGCUUUAGUUUAAGUGUUUUAAAGUUUACAAAUAUCACUGGUGUGUAAAAAUUAACUACGCCUACUCCCUCUUUAUUGCUAACAACAAACAUACAUACAUAAAUAGCUAUAUAUUUAGAGAGUUACAUAGCGUAAUACUUGAGAGUGUGUGUGAUUGUAUUGUAUAAUGUAUUGUUAAACGGGCCAAGACGCACUAGACAUUAUUGUUAGUUGAUUACGGCGUUUUGGAUAAGCAGUGCUAAGUCCUGGUCAGUACCGCAAGUUGCACAUAUUUUCGUACAUCCUUUGAACGUACAGUAAUAAAUAUAAAGCAUACAAAUAUCGUUGAAA
Messenger RNA from Drosophila sechellia, 4653 nucleotides. It is a transcript of the gene gry, whose product is annotated as trafficking protein particle complex subunit 11 gry. Gene Ontology annotation, cellular component: cytoplasm. The transcript is spliced from 9 exons. The coding region runs from base 287 to 4303 and encodes 1338 amino acids. Lineage: Eukaryota; Metazoa; Arthropoda; Insecta; Diptera; Drosophilidae. The record is from RefSeq and is a predicted model, not a curated record.